UCAUUCUAUCUUCAAUACAGAAGAGUUCCAAUGAUGAAGAUGAGUUGACGUUGAACCAUGAUAAUCUGAGGUUUACAUUGGAUCGGAAAUAAGGCUGGGCUGAGAGGAUAUGCAAAAAUAGAUGAUAGGAAGAUGAUGCCUGAAGUCAAUCAAACCAACAAUGGAAGAAGAAAAACCUGAGCCGAAGCCUCCAAUAUCCACGCAACAAAUUCUUAAGUUGUCAGAUUUGGGAAUUUCUCUUGAGUAUGUGACCUGGUCUCGUGUUGCCUUGACAACAGAUAAAUGGAUGGCAGUAAGACAUAACACAAAUGGUGAGAAAUCUCAGUUGACUGUUUUAAAUCCAGUAGAUGGCAGUAUCAAAUACUCAGAACCAAUUGAAGCAGACUCGGUGCAGGUCAACCCAUCUCAACCAAUCAUAGCAGUCAAAUGUGGCCAGAAGCUGGAGGUGUAUAACUUUGAGACCAAAGCUAUGAUUAGUAAAUCCAGAAUACAUGAGCCUAUUGCCUUCUGGACAUGGUUGAACUCCGACAUCAUUGCUAUGGUUACAGAGAAUUUCAUAUACCACUGGGACCUUUGGCAAGAUGACAGUCCACCUGAGAAAAUGUUUAUGAGGCACAAUCGCUUGACAUUCAGUGAAAUAGUCAGUUACAAAGCAGAUGCAAGUCUGAAGUGGUUAGCAAUUACUGGCUUGAUGCCUGAGGAUGAAAAGAUAACAGGGACCACACAACUAUACAGUGUGGAUGAAGACAUCACGCAGUGCAUUGGUGCCCAUGUCGUCAGCUUUGGCAGUUAUCAGUACUCAGACAAUGCAGCACCCUCUACAAUCCUUUGUGUGGGAGCUAGGGAUGCACAGGAUCAUGGAAAGGUUCAUGUGAUAGAACUCGGUCCGCAUAAGACUGGUAACUUCGCUCCGAGAAACAACUAUGAUCACAUUCAGUUCUUUGAUGAUGCAGACCGAUAUGACUUCCCUAUAUCUCUUCAAGUUUCACCAGAAAAUGGGUUGCUGUUCUUGAUCACCAAGUAUGGCUUUUUGUACCUCUGUGACCUAGAGAGUUCAGUGUGUCUGUGUUCCACCAGGAUAUCCACCAGUAUCAUUUUCUGCUCCACCUUAAACUCUGCUACACAGGGACUUCUGGGAGUCACACGCCAUGGUCAGAUAAUUUGUGUAGAUGUUGACAAGGAUGAUCUUGUGGCCUAUGUCCGAGGUCGAGCCAAGACAGUGAAUCAAGCAGACAGGCUAGAAAAGGCGAUUACCCAGUGAUAAAGGUGCUAUAGACUGCUGACUAAUAGUCGACAGUCCCACUAUCAAUGUACAGGGCAUUAAACAAGUCUCAAAGUUGUUUUACAGAUAUUCUAUGUACAUGUUCGUAUUUACAUCAGUUUUAAUACUUAUUACAUUUUAUGCUAUUGUUUAUACUGUUAUGUUAUUGAGGAAUUGUUUAUUGUUUGAUGGAAUUAAUCAAUGCUCAUAUGUUAAAGCAAUACAAGCUGUAACUGACGGUAAAUAAAUUGAAAAAGAAAAGAACAAAUAUCUAACAUAUUUUUGAUUAAAUACAUACAACUUAAUAGAAACAGAGGGAAUUUGAAGCAAUAAACCCGUCAAAUCAGCAGAAAAUGUCGAUUCAUGAAUCAUUGUCAUCCUGUCAGUAAUUCCUGCUCGUAAUCUCCGAUGUGCAUUGACCUCGGAGGUCACCAGUUCGGUAAAAAAGCAAAAGAGAGGCACUGAGCACGUGUCAGAUUUCUAAACAAUUUUACCUGCCAAUUUUAUAGAAAAUUCACUAUCAAAAUUUCAUUUGAGUUGCACAUUUGUGUAAUUAUUGCUUUCUUACACUUACAGUACUUCUUGUCAUUCAUGAAACGAUGUAAUAUUUUAAACAAAUAAAACGUGUAGUUACUCACGUCAGUUUCCAUCUUUGUAUAUGACGUCGGUCUCAGCAACCCGAUUAUGUUCGGCAAUCAUCGUUCCCAUAUCCUUGUAUACGACGCAAUGGCGGUUUAUACGAAACGCUCAUUGUAGGUAUGCUCUCAAACAAUAUUUCCUUGUUUAUUUUGUUGAAUUUUUCUUUAGAUCUUGGGGAUUAUAUCAGUUAUACUGAUAGGAGUUAAUUGAUUCAUAAUUGGAUAAUUGAAAAAAUGCCGUCAGUUACAGCUUGUAUUGCUUUAAUGAAGUAUUUGAGUUUUAAAAAUGACACAAAUCAAUGAAAAGUAACAAUGCUUUGAAUUUAAAUGAUACACGGUGCAAAUGACAAUUCACUUUUAGAUUAUUUUUCAUAUAAUCACAUUUGACUACUGUAGAGUUUCCACAUAUUUAUUGUAUUAUUUAUUGUUUACAUUGUAUUCUUGUAUGGUGCACUUUUAACUCACACUUUUAGCUUAUCUCAGCCAGUGGCUCAAGGGAGCUUUUGCCCAAUAUCUGUCUCUCUUUUUAUGUGUCUAUGUCUCUUUGACACAAAUUUACCAUAUUUUCAUCAUCUUCAAAUCACUUGGCCAAUUUCAACCAAACUUAGCUUAAAGGCAUCCUAUGGAUUCAAGAUCAUUAAAUGAAGGGCCAAUCUUAAAACCUACUGGAAUAAUAGAGCCAACACUUUCAUUAUAAAUUGAAAAUUGAAUUUUUUAAAUCUUGAAACGUACACCAAGGCCACAAAAUUAUAAUUUAAAAGUACUAAAAAUAUAUAGGAAUUUAUUAUAAAAUCUUUAUAUCAAGAGUCACAAAAAUGCAAUUUGUCACAUGGAUAUUUACAGGCAUCCUUGUGAAGUGUAGAUUUAUUGAAACUAUGACACAUUAAGGAUUGGAGUUCCCGCAAAGGGGCUUUGAUGUUUUUACUUUUGAAUACCAUAUAACAGGUAUUUUCUGUGGUUAGAAAUUUUGUGAUAUGAUCUGUAAAUGGUAGCAAAUUAUAUUGUACAUUUCCAAUUUCUGCGGUUGCAUUAUACAAGCCCCUGUCUAUACCUGUACGUAUCGAUAUAUUUUUUGCAAUUGUUAAAUUUUGUGGAUUUUUCCUAUCCGCAAAAUAUAGAAAACCGCAGAAAAUACCCGUGAUACAUUAUACUGUGAUCAUGAUCAUUUAUUGCUGUUUUUGUUUUUAAUGACAGCAACAUUCAAUUCAUUGGAAAUUUGCUUGUCAAAAACCAUGGCAUUUUGUUAGGAAUAGGAUUUACGACACUGUGGUGUAUAACCUAGUUUACAAUAAUUACUAUGAAAUGAAUUCUGUGUAUCAGCUUUAACCUAUGCUAUUAAACUGCUGCAUAAUUUAGACGAUGUAUACUCACUCAUCGUAAGAAUCUCGUUUUACAUAUGUUGUAUUGUUGUUGUUUUUAUGUGGAUAGUUUUUAUCAUGGAUAAUAAUCUAGUCUUUCAUACGAGUGCUUCCAUUUCCACCGUCUCUUAUCGCUGUUUACAUGCACUUACAAUUUAUUGAAAUCCAAAAUAUUGUCAGUCUCAUCAUUAAAUUAUCUUGAAAAGUAAAUUUUUCUUUAUAUUUAUGGAAUUGUUUCAGAAAAAAAAUUAUUUCAUACUUCAAGAUGUAGGAACUAGGCCUAGUAGUCAUGACGAUUUUAUGAAUUUCGGUUGUGUCCUCUAAAAACAUUAGAAACGGGAAAGUGCAAUAUAGCCUACUUAUGAUAUUAACUCAUUUGAAACUUGACAUCGAAUUUACAUGCUUCUAACUUGCAAAAUGCUUUAAGUUUUAUCAUAAACUAUGCAUAUCAAAAUAAGGAAAGACAUGUAAUGAUUUAUGAAAAAGUCCCCUCGACUAAUUUUUCAUACAAAGACAGUAAGAGACAAAUUGUGAUUGUUGGUACUAGGAUAGUAUAUGUUUGUAAACACAUCCAGAUCAAAACAUCUCUUUUUCUCCAUUGAAUAUUAAAUCUCUAAAUUGAGAAAAAUUAGAUAUUUUUUAAAGUCAUUCAUUCAGAUAUUGGCACUUAUAUAAUGUAUAACUUUUAUUUGUACUUAAUCAGGAUUGUUGGAAAUAUUUUGUUUUAGAAAAUUAGUUACUGUUUCUUCAAUGCAUAGUAUUUUCACUACACUGAAUAAAUAUUAAAAUGUCAA
Messenger RNA from Ostrea edulis (European flat oyster), 4051 nucleotides. Its product is annotated as clathrin heavy chain 1-like. The transcript has 10 exons. The record is from RefSeq and is a predicted model, not a curated record. Gene Ontology annotation, cellular component: clathrin complex; clathrin coat of trans-Golgi network vesicle; clathrin coat of coated pit. Gene Ontology annotation, biological process: receptor-mediated endocytosis; intracellular protein transport. Gene Ontology annotation, molecular function: structural molecule activity; clathrin light chain binding. Bases 161 to 1261 code for a protein of 366 amino acids. Lineage: Eukaryota; Metazoa; Mollusca; Bivalvia; Ostreida; Ostreidae.